Molecule: messenger RNA, 2010 nt
Organism: Cynocephalus volans (Philippine flying lemur)
Lineage: Eukaryota; Metazoa; Chordata; Mammalia; Dermoptera; Cynocephalidae
Product: mitochondrial adenyl nucleotide antiporter SLC25A24
Exons: 10
Coding region: 224-1657 (477 amino acids)
Biological process (GO): transmembrane transport; ATP transport; ADP transport
Cellular component (GO): mitochondrial inner membrane
Molecular function (GO): ATP transmembrane transporter activity; calcium ion binding
Source: RefSeq, a predicted model, not a curated record
AGCAGCAGCCCGGCGGCCACUCCCUGCUCGCCGAGCGGGGCUCGGGUGGCGUCUGGGCUCUCGCGUCCUGCCCACCGCGCCAAAGCCUCGCCCCAGACAACGCCCCAAAAGCUGAUCGGCCGCGGGCUCUUCCCAGCCAGGCCUCGCGCGGGUCCUGGGUGCGCCCCGGCAGCCCUCUCCUGCGUGACUUCCCUCGGCAGGGCGGCCCCGCGCCUCCGGGACCAUGCUGCGCUGGCUUCGGGGCUUCGUGCUGCCCACGGCGGCCUGCCAGAGCGCGGAACCGCCGACGCGCUACGAGACGCUCUUCCAGGCGCUGGACCGCAACGGGGACGGCGUGGUGGACAUCGGCGAGCUGCAGGAGGGGCUCCGGAGCCUGGGCAUCCCCCUGGGCCGGGACGCCGAGGAGAAAAUAUUUACUACUGGAGAUAUCAACAAGGAUGGGAAGCUGGAUUUUGAAGAAUUUAUGAAGUACCUUAAAGACCAUGAGUUAAAAAUGAAACUGGCAUUUAAGAGUUUGGACAGAAAUAAUGAUGGAAAAAUUGAGGCUUCAGAAAUUGUUCAGUCUCUCCAGACACUGGGUCUAACUAUUUCUGAACAACAAGCAGAGUUGAUUCUUCAAAGCAUUGACGCUGAUGGGACAAUGACAGUGGACUGGAAUGAAUGGAGAGACUACUUCUUAUUUAAUCCUGUUACAGACAUUGAGGAAAUUAUCCGUUUCUGGAAACAUUCUACUGGAAUUGACAUAGGGGAUAGUUUAACCAUUCCAGAUGAAUUCACGGAAGAUGAAAAAAAGUCCGGGCAGUGGUGGAGGCAGCUUUUGGCAGGAGGUAUUGCUGGUGCCGUCUCUAGAACAAGCACUGCCCCUUUGGAUCGCCUGAAGAUCAUGAUGCAGGUUCAUGGUUCAAAAUCAGACAAAAUGAACAUAUUUGGUGGCUUUCGGCAGAUGGUGAAAGAAGGAGGCAUCCGUUCCCUUUGGAGAGGAAAUGGUACAAAUGUCAUUAAAAUUGCUCCUGAGACAGCUGUUAAGUUCUGGGCAUAUGAACAGUACAAGAAGUUGCUUACUGAGGAAGGACAAAAAGUAGGAACCACUGAGAGAUUUAUUUCUGGUUCCAUGGCUGGAGCAACUGCACAGACUUUUAUUUAUCCCAUGGAGGUUAUGAAAACCAGGCUGGCUGUGGGCAAAACUGGACAAUACUCUGGAAUAUACGAUUGUGCAAAAAAGAUAUUGAAGUAUGAAGGCUUGGGAGCUUUUUACAAAGGUUACAUUCCCAAUUUAUUAGGCAUCAUACCUUAUGCAGGCAUAGAUCUUGCUGUGUAUGAGCUCUUGAAAUCCCAUUGGCUAGAUAAUUUUGCAAAGGACUCUGUAAACCCCGGAGUCAUGGUGUUGCUGGGAUGCGGUGCCUUAUCCAGCACCUGUGGUCAGCUGGCCAGUUACCCCUUGGCUUUGAUAAGAACUCGCAUGCAGGCUCAAGCCAUGGUGGAAGGAGCCCCACCGCUGAACAUGGGGGGCCUCUUUCGACGAAUAAUUUCCAAAGAAGGAAUACCAGGACUCUACAGAGGCAUCACCCCAAACUUCAUGAAGGUGCUCCCUGCUGUAGGCAUCAGUUAUGUGGUUUAUGAAAAUAUGAAGCAAACUUUAGGAGUAACCCAGAAAUGACAUUUUGAAUUUUUUUGCUUUAGCAUGAUCAUUGAAAUUUUCAACAAUCUCUGGAAUGUCUUUUUUUCCUAGAAAUGCAACAGACCUAUGGCAAAAGCAGCUGUUAUUUUUAUUUCUAUUUUUUUUUUUUCACAAAAAGGGAAGAGCAUAUCAAUGAUCACUUCUAACAUUUGGGCUCAAUUUUAUAUACACAGAAAUGUUAAAAAUCAUAAGUUUUGAACAUUGUAUGUUAUCUUUUAUUAGUCCUUCUGCAAAUAGAAUACUAAAUCUAAAAAAAUGUACUUAAAUUUUAAAAAUUUGAACUGAAUUUGUUUUGUGUGGUAGAAUUACAAAUCAUUAAUCUUUAUUUGGUU